CUGACGCCUGGUGCGUGCGUACACCACGUGGACCGAGUCUGACACGGCGUCAUGGUCUCAGUCCUUCCUACCGGCAUACUUACGGUAUCAGCGUCGAAGGUACUUCUUGCAUCUCAUCCAAAAUGGAACCUAUAGCGAUGUCGGCCCUAAGGAUCGCGGCACUACUGGUGCUGCUGUGCGCAGCUGCGCCGCCGUCGGAAGUGCUCGGAGGAGCCUCCAACUCCAGCGUGGUUUUCCCCGGCGCUGCGCCCGAGGAGGCCGCCGUCCAGGCCGAGGGGCGCAGCCUGGGCGUGGCGGAGGGCAAGAACGUGCUGCUGGACUGGAUCGGACUGGGCACGGGCCCCGACACGGACCCCUACCUGGCGCGCGCCAACGCCGCCUGCCUCAACGGCGACCUGGCCGAGUGCUUCAAGUCGCGCGCCCUCAACUCGCUCGACUUCCUCGAACUGCCCGCCUACCCGCUCACCGAGAACGCGCGCAUCGUGCGCAUGGCUGAAACGCACCUGCGCAGCCUGCAGCACGAGCCCUACGAGUUCUCUUCCGCCCCCAGGGCAGACGAGUCCGAGUGGGACCAGCUCGUCAAGUUCGCCCUGCGCAAGGUGGAAAAAUUUCUGAAAUCGACUGCCAUCGAAGUGCAGUUUCCGAACGAAGUGACUGAAAAUGGUCGCUAUUCGCCUCGCUUUAUCGACGAGAUUGCUUCAGAGCUCGACAUAAUCGAGGACAAGAAGCGCACGCCUUUCUCCCGCAAGCGUCUGAAGAAGCUGUUCAUCCCUCUGCUGAUCAUCCUGAAGCUGUUCAAGCUGAAGCUGCUGCUCUUCCUGCCGCUCAUCCUGGGCCUGGCCUCCUUCAAGAAGCUGCUCGGCUUCCUGGCCAUCGUCAUCCCGGGGCUCAUCGGGUUCUUCAAGUUCUGCAAGCCCAACCUCACUCAGGGCUUCGGGGGCGGCUACGGUCAGAGCCCCUACUACCAGACCCGGCCGCACCCCUACGUGCCGCACCCGUCGCCGCCUCUGCAUCACAGCGGGGGCGACUCUUACUACGGCGUGCCGUACUCGCGGGAUUCUGAGCCACAGACCAGCUCUUCUGUCUCCUUCCACGAACCGAGCUCCGACUACAGCAGCGCUCACGACCUCGCCUACCAGGGCUACAGCCACUACAGGAGCGCUGGAGGUGCCAGCGACGAAGACGCGAAUUCUGCCAAUUCGUGAUAUACAGAUGGCCUGAAGAGGAUCGUGCGGUCAUCACUACGAUGUGUCCCGUUUCCGAGGAAUGAAUUCGCCACUGAAACGUUUUCGAUUAGUGGUGCUUGUCCCUUAGUAGCAACCAUGUUGCGAUGACAAAGCAGGGCGCUGCUUGUGUAAAUAUACAUAUUCAUUCAUCAGUAACUGCUUUACCAUCAUCAACAUUCAUUCGUAUUUCUUUAAUAUAAUUUAAUGUAUUCAUAAAUGUUUGUAUGUUAUGUGUAAAAUAAAACGUAUUUUUUAUA
Messenger RNA from Schistocerca serialis cubense, 1483 nucleotides. RefSeq lists its product as uncharacterized. The transcript has 7 exons. Lineage: Eukaryota; Metazoa; Arthropoda; Insecta; Orthoptera; Acrididae. Bases 123 to 1205 code for a protein of 360 amino acids. The record is from RefSeq and is a predicted model, not a curated record.